GGAGUUUUCGCAGACGCCAUUUUCUCUUCCCGCGACCGAAGCCGCUCUCGCUCCCCUUUGCCGGCUCCUGUCGUUGCCGCCGCCGCCGCCCUCCUCGCGGCUCCCUCCUGGCAGGCUCCUGAAGCAAUAGGCUGUUGGGUUUUGAUCCCGCCCAGAAACACUUGAGUUUUGCUCUGCAAGGAUAUAUAAUACCGGUUUUAUCUGCCACCCAAGAAUAAAAGGUAAUGGAGACUGAACAACAGGAGGAGACUUUUACCAACACAGAGACAAAUGACCUGUCUACAGGCAAACGUCCUGCGGAAGAUAUGGAAGAAGAGCAGGCCUUCAAAAGAUCUCGAAAUACAGAUGAGAUGGUUGAAUUACGCAUCCUGCUUCAGAGUAAAAAUGCUGGAGCAGUGAUUGGAAAAGGUGGCAAAAAUAUUAAGGCACUUCGUACAGACUACAAUGCCAGUGUUUCAGUCCCAGACAGCAGUGGCCCCGAGCGCAUCUUGAGUAUAAGUGCAGAUAUAGAGACAAUUGGAGAAAUCUUGAAGAAGAUUAUCCCUACUUUAGAAGAGUAUCAACACUACAAAGGCAGUGACUUCGACUGUGAAUUAAGACUUCUAAUUCACCAAAGUCUGGCAGGAGGAAUUAUUGGUGUCAAGGGUGCUAAAAUCAAAGAACUCAGAGAGAACACUCAGACUACCAUUAAGCUCUUCCAAGAGUGUUGUCCUCAUUCCACUGACAGAGUGGUGCUUAUUGGAGGAAAACCAGAUAGAGUUGUGGAAUGUAUCAAGAUUAUCUUGGAUCUUAUCUCUGAGUCUCCAAUUAAAGGACGGGCCCAGCCUUACGAUCCCAAUUUCUAUGAUGAAACGUAUGACUAUGGUGGCUUCACAAUGAUGUUUGAUGAUAGAAGGGGACGUCCUGUAGGCUUUCCAAUGCGUGGAAGAGGAGGUUUUGAUCGAAUGCCUCCUGGUCGUGGUGGACGACCUAUGCCUCCAUCAAGAAGAGACUAUGAUGAUAUGAGCCCUCGCAGAGGACCUCCACCACCUCCCCCAGGUCGUGGAGGCAGAGGUGGCAGCAGAGCUCGUAAUCUUCCUCUUCCUCCUCCACCACCUCCUCGUGGCGGAGAUCUUAUGUCUUACGACCGAAGGGGCAGACCUGGAGACCGUUAUGAUGGCAUGAGGCAGAAAGAUUCGGUAGUUCAAGACUGGAUGCUGAACCUUGAAUUUUCUGGAAUUUCUGAGAUGAUGCAGUGUCAUGUGGAUGCCUGUGAUGACAUGCAGCCGCCAGAAUUGUUUGAGGGUGGCUCUGGAUAUGACUAUUCUUAUGCAGGGGGCCGUGGUUCAUACGGAGAUCUUGGUGGACCCAUCAUCACAACACAAGUAACGAUUCCCAAAGAUUUGGCUGGAUCUAUUAUUGGAAAGGGAGGCCAGAGAAUCAAACAAAUACGUCAUGAGUCAGGAGCUUCGAUCAAAAUUGAUGAACCAUUAGAAGGUUCAGAAGAUCGGAUAAUAACUAUUACGGGAACACAGGACCAGAUACAAAAUGCACAGUAUUUACUGCAGAACAGUGUGAAGCAGUAUGCAGAUGUUGAAGGAUUCUAAUGCAAGAUUAUUUUUUCUUUUUUAUAGUGUGAAGCAGUAUUCUGGAAAGUUUUUCUAAGACUAGUGAAGAACUGAAGGAGUCCUGCACCCUUUUUUUUUUUUUUAUCUGCUUCUGUUUAAAAAGCCAACAUUCCUCUGCUUCAUAGGUGUUCUGCAUUUGAGGUGUAGUGGAAUCUUUGCUGUCCACCAGAUGUAAUGUUUUAGUUCUUACAAAUAUUUGGGGGGAGGGAAAGGGCGCGCGAGACUAACAUUGAAAUUUUGAAACAGCAGCAGAGAGAGUGGAUUUUAUUUUUAUUCAUUGUUGGUGGUAAAUUGUAAUGUUUUCUGUAACUAUUGUGAACACCUUGCUUUAUGUACACUGUAUUUUUUUUGAAGGGGGGAGAAUACUGGUAGUCCAUGUGUCCCUGGCAUCCUUUAAGAGCAGUGUGCAGAAUGUAAUGCUCUUUUGUAAGAAACGUUUUAUGAUUUUUAAAUAAAUUUAGUGAACCUA
Rhea pennata is the source of this 2076-nucleotide messenger RNA. It is a transcript of the gene HNRNPK, whose product is annotated as heterogeneous nuclear ribonucleoprotein K. The coding region runs from base 225 to 1586 and encodes 453 amino acids. The transcript is spliced from 17 exons. Gene Ontology annotation, cellular component: cytoplasm; nucleus. NCBI's taxonomy places the organism in Eukaryota, Metazoa, Chordata, Aves, Rheiformes, Rheidae. Gene Ontology annotation, molecular function: mRNA binding. The record is from RefSeq and is a predicted model, not a curated record. Gene Ontology annotation, biological process: regulation of transcription by RNA polymerase II; regulation of mRNA splicing, via spliceosome.